Chlamydomonas reinhardtii is the source of this 1528-nucleotide messenger RNA. RefSeq lists its product as uncharacterized. The coding region runs from base 320 to 1336 and encodes 338 amino acids. The record is from RefSeq and is a predicted model, not a curated record. NCBI's taxonomy places the organism in Eukaryota, Viridiplantae, Chlorophyta, Chlorophyceae, Chlamydomonadales, Chlamydomonadaceae. The transcript has 3 exons.
CCCCAUAUUUGGAGCCAAAGGCCAUGCCCAGAACGCCAGUGCAACACUGAAUGCCAUGUUCGCAUCAAAACGGGCUGUGCAUCAGCGCUGUAAACACGGGCCAGCACUAUUAUUCAUAAGCAUCCCGGACAAUUUAGAGGCACUUGACCGCAGAUGUAUUGAUACUAUGUACGUUGCAUAAGAAGCACCGUUGCAGCUGCAAGCUUGCCGCCACUUCGGUUGCACCAGUGCCGCGGAGGCAUUUCGCUCAUUGAGUAUCAUAAAAUAAGUGCAAUCUUUCAAUAAUUGAUCUUUGAAUAGAAAACCGACUUGCGCAAGCAUGCUGCCAAACGGCGUUGCGAUGCCGCUGCCUUCCGAGGAUGAAAGCGCUGGACCGAGUGAGCUUGAUGUGCCUAUAACGCGAGAGGAGGCGCUGCUGGCGCUGGUGGCGGCGGUGUGCACCGCCUUCGUCAGCCCCGUGACGCGGAAGGACGUGCAGCGAGCAGCUCGGGCGCUGGUGCCCGGCGUGUCAGACUCGGAGCUGCAGUCCGCCCUGACCUCCGCACAGCGGCACCCCCACGCCCAGCCGCAGCACACGGCGUCGGCUGGUGCCCCUGUUUCCUGCGGCCCCGUUCCCAGUGUCGGUGGCGGCGCGGCCGGCGCCCGCACCACGCCCACUGGGCAGCGGUCUGGGCUGGAGUCGCAGGAGGUGCUGGCUCGGCGUGUGUUCUCGGUCAGCGUCGGCCGCGUGCUGCAGCAGCCCUGGCUCCAGCGACGGGCGGCGGCGGGAGCGCCAGGCGCGCCGGGUUCAGGGGCAGGCCCCAGCGCGCAGCAGGCCGCACAGGCGACUGGGCACGACCAGGACGAGGACAUCGCGGCGGCCUGGUCGCAGCUGACGGAGGCGCAGCGGCUCGGCUUCACCGCCGCGGUGGGCCCUGGGCUGGCGCGGCUGGAGGCGCGGCAGCGGGCGCUGGGCCGGGCGCUGAGCGAGGCGGAGGUGGUGGCGGAGCUGGAGGGCUUUGUGGUGGCGCCGGACCAGGAGGCGGAGGGGCAGCAAGAGGAGCGGCAGGGGCGGGAAGAGGAGGGGGAAGAGGAAGGGGGGCGGCAGCAGGGGCAGGGCCGGGAGGACAAGGCGAGCUCGAGCAGCAGCAGCGACGGCAGCAGCGACGGCGAUGACUCGGACUCGGACACGGACUCGAGCAGCGACAGCGGCAGUGAGGGCGAGUGGCAAGAGGGCAGGGCGGCGAAUGUGGUUGGGAGCGGGCACGGGCAAGGUCGCGAGAAGCGGCAGCGGCUGGAGUCGCGUUCACUGCUGCAACUACUCACGGCCGCGCCGCCUGAGGGGGUCGGCGCCUGACGCGGUAUGGCCUGACCCGCCUGUGGGCCCAGCGCCGGCCUGCGUGGGACUGAUGCCGCGUGGGACUGGUGCAGCACGACACGCGGAGGGGGGGGGGAGUACUGCACCAUGGGCUGUGGCCGCGGCUGUGCAGACUAGGACACUGGGAGGGCAGCUUCGCGCACACUUCAUGAGGUAUUCUCGUAAUGGGGC